CGCACAGCUCCCCAAAGCGGCAAAAGUGACUUCAGAAUAAACACACGUCCAGAAAUCACCCUCUAUGAAUCACUUUACCUACUGAAAGAAACGUUCCAUGGGUUUAUAGGUUUUUUUAUCCAGGCUCUAGCUAUGGAAAAUCUCAGCAGAGAAUAAACGACAGAGAGUAAGUGCCUGCAGUGAAGGACAACAGAAGUGAACGGAUAUUUAGAGCAACAUCAAAGUCCUGAUUUGUUCCCUUGGAGCUGAAUAUUUCAAUAAAAGCUGCUAAGAAUUUGGGGUCUUUUCUGCCAAGUCCAGAACUCAUCUCUCUCCUAUUUUGCUAUGGAGGAAGGAUCCACUGAGGAGUUUCUCUUCAAAGACCAGGACUUCUCCUCCGAACUGCUGAGGCAGCUGAAUGCUCUGCGGCAGAGCAGGAUGCUGACUGAUGUCACCCUCUGCUCUGGGGGCUUUGAAAUGCCCUGCCACCGAAACGUGCUGGCUUCCAGCAGUCCAUACUUCAAGGCAAUGUUCUGUAAUGACUUCAGAGAAAGUCGCCAGGCUAAAGUCGUCCUGAAGGGCAUCGACGCCGAGAUUCUGGAUCAGAUUAUACUUUAUGUUUACACGGGGGAGAUUCUUAUAUCCACUGAGAAUGUCCUCUGCCUGUUGGAGGCGGCCUCCAUGCUGCAGUACGCCAAGCUGUUUGAGGCCUGCUCUGCCUACCUUCAAGACAAGCUGACUCCUGACAACUGCCUGAGCAUGACCAGACUGGCAAAAGUCUUGAACUGCCAAAGCCUGAAUAAAAAAGCCAAAGCUAUGGCUCUGAAAUGCUUUCCCGAGGUGGCCUCUUCUGAGGACCUGAAGGACCUUUGUCCCUUGGAGCUUAUCGAUUACCUUGGGGAUGAUGAGCUCUGUGGGGAAGAGGAGCAGGUCUUUGAGACACUGAUGGUCUGGAGCCGGCAUGACCUCCAGGCAAGACAAGGCUACAUCCAAGAGUUGUUCAAGAAGGUCCGGCUUCAGUAUGUCCAUCCAACUUUCCUCUUCCACUUCAUCGCCAACGACUCUCUCAUUCAGUCCUCACCCACUUGCAGGAGCAUCCUUGAGUCAGCCUGGAGACAUAUGUUUUCCUUGUACAGCACCAACACGCCUGACGUCAAGCCCAUGUUGCACGUUCCUCGCAGGUACUCCAACCAAGAGUUCCUCAUCAUCAUUGGUGGUAGGAAGGACAGCCAGCAGACCACAAGGGAUGUCCUGCUCUAUGAUGACAAGACCAACCAAUGGCUAAGCCUGGCCAAACUUCCCAUGCGUCUGUACAAAGCCUCUGCAGUGAGCUUACACAGUAAUAUUUAUGUGCUUGGAGGAAUGCCUGUUAGCAAUAAGAAAAGCCAGGUCAGUGAUAAUAUUUACAUUUACUCCCUCAAACUCAAUCAGUGGAGGUUGGUUGAACCCAUGUUAGUUCCACGUUACUCCCACAAAAGCUUGGCAUAUAAAAAUUAUAUUUUAUCAUUCGGUGGAAUUGGCAAAAACCAGGAAAUCCUGAAUUCUGUGGAAAGAUAUGAUAGCAUCUACAACACCUGUGAGAGCAUGGCAAACAUGCCCGUUGCUGUCCUUCACCCUGCUGUUGCUGCCAAAGAUCAGAGGGUCUACCUGUUCGGGGGAGAAGACAUUAUGCAAAACCCUGUCCGGCUGAUCCAGGUAAUGGUCAGUCCUGCUUUCCAGGUUUACCAUGUCUCCAGGAAUACAUGGUUUCGGAUGGAGACCAGAGUCGUGAAGAACGUCUGUGCACCAGCUGUCGUGAUUGGAGACCAGAUUAUCAUCGUAGGUGGGUACACCCGGAGAAUAAUUGCUUAUGAUACAAAAGGCAACAAGUUUGUUAAAUGUGCAGACAUGAAGGACAGACGAAUGCAUCAUGGGGCCACUGUCAUCAAGAACAAGCUGUAUGUCACAGGAGGACGAUCUCUCACUGUGGACAAUGUCAUCGAGGACUUGGAUUCCUUGGACUGCUAUGAUCCAGAGACUGACACAUGGACACCAAAGGGAAAACUGCCACACAAACUCUUUGACCAUGGAUGCCUUACACUCCAGUGUGUCCCCUGUUCUAACCUUCUCUAAACAACCUUUGAUACUCCCCAGGAUGUCUUCUGCUUUCCUUCCUAGAAAGGACCCACCUUGCUCUUCAGAGAGCAUAUGGGGAAUCUGCAUGACGUCCCACAAACUCCUGACCUUGAAGGCACUAGUGGUCUUAGUAAUUCCCUGGGCACUCUGCCAGAAAGAUCAUGAGCUUUGGUUGGGGUUGGACUAGAUGACCUUUGAAGGUCCCUUCCAACCCAAACUAUUCUAUGAUUCUAUGAUUUGUGCUCAUGCCGUAUUCACCCGACCAGUGGUGCUGCCAAGUCCAGCCCAGAGGCCCUACCCAGAGUCUCACCAGAAAACAGGACAAAGAUACUGGGUAAGAACCUGGUAUAGGAUUUGGCCUUGUUCAGACCUUAAAAUGAAAGGGAAAAUAAGAUCUGGGUAACUCAUAUUUGUGUUAGAGCACAAACUCAGCUGCGUGCCAUGGUCCUUUGCUACUUGGUGCUGACCAAGGACCAUUUCCAUUUCGAGUGGUGGGAGCAUUUGGAACAGGAAGGCCAAGUUCUAUUCUUGCAACCAGCCCAGCAGCAACUGCCUGCAUAGUUAUGGUAGUCAUCUUAUAAGAAAUAUAAUUUUAAUGUUCCUAACAUCAAAUUAGAAAUUAGCAAAAGGCUGAUGCUUCAAUCUGAGAUUCAUAUUGAAACAGGGUGCAGAUUUGACUUUUCUGGCUACUUCUCUUUCAUGGUGCAGGGAAGAUUUUUGUUCUAUCUGUCUGCUCUUCAAAGGAGCAGGAGGAGGAGUGGAAAUUAUGUCUGUGUCUUUUUUUGAAGGGGUCUUGUUUUGCAGCUCCUUUUGCAUCAGGAAUAGCAGUGGGGUUGGUUGAUGGAACUCAUGAAAUCUGGAAUAACAGAGGGAACACAUGUAGGAAAGGGGACGUAAAAGAGAAUAGGCAUUUGGGAGGAACACCUUCUUUUUUUUCCCUCUUUCCUCUCUCCAAACCACUGGAAAACAGCAAUGAGAGAAAGCCAGUGACAGGAAACCAGCUUUCCAAGAAGAGCAAGUCUAAGUCUGCCACUUGGCAAAGCAGCUCUGGCUCCACCAAUAUUUUUGUGGGGUUCUGCCACUAAGUGCAUAUUUUCAAAGGGAGAAGAUCAAUCAUCAGAUGCUGAACAGACAGUGAACUGCUGUCAGGUCACCAGGCUUGUUAAAACUGCUGAGAUAGCAAGGAGCUUUAAAGAUAGCACUAGUGACCACCAUCCAGAGAAGGAUGGCAGAAACACCACCUGCUUUUGAAAAAGAAAGUCUUUUGAAAAGGAAAGUCUUUUGAAAGAAAGAUGGACUUUUCCAAGGGUAUAGGAUGCCAUGAGGAAACCAUGCUCCACCCUGCCCUUCACAUAAAGCUACACAGCCAUGUGGUCACCACCAUGUUGCAGGACACCAACUUCAACUGCUAAGAUCCCCUCCUAUAAAUCUGUAUCUGGGAGCAGAAGGGUUACAGAAAUAGCUAACAAAGUAUGGGGGAGGCUGGAAGGAGGAAUUGCCAUUUUAACAAUGUGAAAUAAAAUGGUUAUUAUUGUUUG
Molecule: messenger RNA, 3632 nt
Organism: Columba livia (rock pigeon)
Lineage: Eukaryota; Metazoa; Chordata; Aves; Columbiformes; Columbidae
Gene: KLHL38
Product: kelch like family member 38
Exons: 4
Coding region: 325-2091 (588 amino acids)
Molecular function (GO): protein binding
Source: RefSeq, a predicted model, not a curated record